Molecule: messenger RNA, 2211 nt
Organism: Erigeron canadensis
Lineage: Eukaryota; Viridiplantae; Streptophyta; Magnoliopsida; Asterales; Asteraceae
Exons: 4
Coding region: 1-2211 (736 amino acids)
Molecular function (GO): protein binding
Source: RefSeq, a predicted model, not a curated record
AUGCGAAUAAAAAAGGGAUAUAGAGAUGAUUACCUCAAGAUCGGUGUCCCUUUAUACGAAGCUUCGGUUAAGUGUGACUGGAAAGUUGCUAAAUCUAUUUUUGAGAAGAGACCCGAGCUUGUAAGGUAUAGCAUCACUGAAAAUGGGGAAACUGCACUUCAUGUUGCUGCAUCUGCAAAAGGUCCUACACGUAUGGAAGAGUUUGUGAAAAAUCUGGUGGGUUUGAUGAACCCAGAAGACUUGACUCUUGAAAAUGAAAAUUUCAACACUGCCCUGUAUUUGGCAGCAGCCGCUGGAAACCUUGAAACGGUUAAGAUUAUGAUAGAAAAAAACAGGGACUUGCUGACAAUCCCUGGUGCUGGACGACAAAUGUUGCCACUCUAUGCGGCUGCCCUGUUUGGAAACUAUGAAGUGGUCAAGUAUCUUUUCUUAAUGUCCAAUAACUUGGGUGAUGAAGAGGGUUGGACGUCUCAGAAUCGUGGUUGGCUUGUUGACAAGUGUGUCGAGAAUGACAUGUUUGAUAUUGCAUUACAGAUAGUGGAACGUUAUCCAGAAAUUGGUAGGCGGGGAAACCUGCUUCUUAUUUUGGCCGGAAAGCCUGAAGCAUUUCCUGAAACAAAAUCUAAUAACUUUGGGAGAACCACAAAGCCAGGUAAAAUCAGUAGUCUACAUUCAGUUUUGACAUUCAUCCGUUCAAAGCUGCCGGGAAAAUGUGAAAAGGAAAAGAAUGCAUUACCAUUAUUAAAAGCCGUAUGGAAUGAGAUUGUAAAACUUCCCAAGAAAGAUAUUGAUAGAAUACUCAGAGGGCCACCAGACUCCCUUAAGCAAGACAAGUCGGCUUCGGGAAGGGCUAUUCAAGCUAUUCAACUACAAAAUCUCAUUUCUAAACAUGUUGCUGAAAUGCUUGCUAUUUCCACAAAUCCACUCAGAGUGUUGUCGGCUUCGAUAAAGCAAGAUACCAAGCCAGGUUCUGGAAAGGAGAUUGAUCAAUCUCUGGAACUACAAAAUCUCAUUUCUGCACAACUUGUAAGCUUACAUGUUCAAACCCAGAACAUAAUCAAAGAGACCCCAGAUUCGUUAUCCCCGGAACUAGAAAAGCUCAUUUUCGAACAUAUUGUUAAACUAAAUGAGAACACCCGGAACAUUAUCAAGACAACUGCGAAGAAAAAUCAAGUUCAAAUUAUACAAAAAGCCAUUUACAAACAUGCUUACGAAAUGGAUAAAGAAAAAAAGAGAAUAAUCAACAAGGAUGCAUACUCUAAUCGGGUAUUGUUUAUUGCUGCAGAAACAGGCAAUACCAACUUCUUAGUUGAGCUUAUCCGUCUAUAUCCUGAUCUUAUAUGGAAGGUAAAUGAUGACGGCUUAAGUAUAUUUCACAUUGCUGUCAAACAUCGUCAUGAGGGUAUAUACAACCUGUUGUACGAGAUAGGCUCAAUGAAAGACAUGAUAACUCCUCUCAAAGAUCCAAAUGAUAACAAUAUGUUGCACUUGGUUGGGAUGAGUGCGAAAAGAAAACAAGUUGAGGAUGUUCCAGGAGUUGCUUUACAGAUGCAAAGAGAGUUAUUAUGGUUUCAGGAAGUAUGGAAUAUGGUUCCUCCUUCUCAUAGAGAACGAAAGAACAAAGAUGGUCUAACACCACAUGAGUUAUUCACAAAGGAACACCAAGAAAUGGUCAGUGAAGGUGAGAAAUGGAUGAAAAAAAUAGCUGCUCAAUGUAUAGUGGUGGCAGCACUUAUUGCUACCAUGGUAUUCACUGCAGCUUUUACAGUUCCAGGGGGAUUUGACCAGAUGAAUGGUAUCCCUGUCUUCCAUUCGAAAGUAAGCUUUCAGAUCUUCGUUGUGACAGAUGCCAUUUCUUUGCUCUUGUCAACAGCUUCAAUUCUCCACAUGUUCUUAUCUAUCUUCACAUCUCAUUAUGAUGAAGGUGAUUUCUUGGUAUCAUUACCCAAAAAGUUGACGGUAGGUCUAACAUAUCUUUUCAUCUCUAUAGCAUCCAUGUUGGUCGCUUUUUGUACUGGCUUUUUCGUACUUUACCAGAAGGGUUUGCUUUGGAUGCCGAUCCUUAUCAGUUCUUUCGCUUUAUUGUCAUUCUUCCUAAGUGUUAAGAUGCACUUAUUUGCGUUUUUUAAAGUAUUUUUCUCGACAUUUAAUUCCAUACUUCUCUUUAAACCCAAGAAAAGUGUUCUAUACUAUGAAAAUCCCAAGGUCUAA